Molecule: messenger RNA, 5868 nt
Organism: Zea mays
Lineage: Eukaryota; Viridiplantae; Streptophyta; Magnoliopsida; Poales; Poaceae
Product: glycine--tRNA ligase, chloroplastic/mitochondrial 2
Exons: 37
Coding region: 65-3286 (1073 amino acids)
Biological process (GO): glycyl-tRNA aminoacylation
Cellular component (GO): cytoplasm; mitochondrion; chloroplast stroma
Molecular function (GO): ATP binding; glycine-tRNA ligase activity
Source: RefSeq, a predicted model, not a curated record
AGCCUGUCCGUCUCCUCCUCCCUUAUCCUCUUCUACCUCCACCUGGCAGGCACUCCCCACCUUGAUGAUGGCUCCUCCGCCUCCCCUCCUCUCCCCCACCGCCGCCUCCCGGCACACCCCGCUACUAACGGCGCCCUCCGCUUUGCUUCCUCCAGCCUCCAUCCGCUUCUGUGCUCCUCGCCACCGCCCAUGCCGACGCCCUCGCCUCCCCCUAUCCGCCGCAGACGGCGACGCCUCCACCUCCUCCACCGUGUCCGCUGCCAACCAACGGGGCUCUUCCGCUUCCUCCGUCCUCACCUUCCAGCAGGCCAUCCAGCGCCUCCAGGAGUACUGGGCCUCCGUAGGAUGCGCCGUCAUGCAGUGUAGCAACACCGAGGUUGGAGCGGGCACAAUGAAUCCUCUCACAUUUCUUAGGGUCUUAGGUCCUGAGCCAUGGAAUGUCGCUUACGUGGAGCCAAGUAUAAGACCAGACGACAGUCGCUAUGGGGACAAUCCCAAUAGGCUUCAGCGCCAUACUCAGUUUCAGGUAAUUCUGAAGCCUGAUCCUGGAAAUUCGCAAGAUCUCUUUCUGCACAGCCUUUCAGCAAUAGGUAUUAACAUCCAUGAACAUGACAUCCGCUUCGUUGAAGACAACUGGGAGAGUCCGGUUCUUGGUGCUUGGGGACUGGGCUGGGAGGUUUGGAUGGAUGGCAUGGAAAUCACACAGUUCACAUAUUUUCAGCAGUCAGGAAGCCUUCCAUUGCAGCCGGUUUCUGUUGAAAUAACAUAUGGACUUGAACGUAUCCUCAUGUCACUCCAGGAAGUUGAUCACUUCAAGAAUAUACUAUACACCGAAGGAAUCACAUAUGGAGAGCUGUUCCUUGAGAACGAGAAGGAGAUGAGUGCAUAUUAUUUAGAACAUGCGGAUGUCAGUCACAUUCAAAAGCACUUUGACAAUUUUGAAGAAGAGGCUCGAUCUUUAUUAUCACUGGGGCUGCCAAUUCCAGCGUAUGAUCAGGUUCUGAAGGCCUCUCAUGCUUUCAAUAUAUUAGAUUCUAGAGGUUUUGUUGGUGUAACUGAGCGUGCAAGAUAUUUUGGUCGCAUGCGAAGCCUUGCUCGUCAAUGUGCUCAGCUUUGGGUGGAAACUCGAGAAAACCUUGGACAUCCUUUGGGUGCUUAUGAAGAGGAUAACCUUAUCUAUCCUCAUGUCUCCAAAAAAACUCAUAGAGAGGAAGUGCUGGUACAACCACGUGCAUUUGUUCUUGAAAUAGGAACAGAAGAGUUGCCACCCCGUGACGUCGUAGAAGCAACUGAACAGCUUGAGAAAUCUCUAGUUAAUACAUUGGAGAAACGUAGAUUGACCCAUGGGAAAGUGCACACUUACGGGACACCAAGGAGAUUGGCGAUUGUUGUUGAAAAUCUUAGUAUGAAGCAAACAGAGGUAGAGGUGGAACUACGUGGCCCACCAGUUGCGAAGGCAUUUGACGAAGAAGGAAACCCCACUAAGGCCGCUGAGGGAUUUUGUCGAAAGAAUAAUGUCUCUGUCGAUCACCUAUAUAGAAGAAUAGAUGGUAAAACAGAAUAUAUCUACGCUAGAGUCAGAGAGUCUGCUCGUUUUGCUGAUGAGGUCCUAACUGAAGAUUUACCUACUAUUGUUUCUGGUAUUUCAUUUCCCAAGUCGAUGCGCUGGAACUCCAAUAUUGUUUUUAGUCGUCCAAUACGCUGGAUCCUGGCACUUCAUGGCGAUUUUGUUGUGCCAUUUUAUUUUGCUGGCAUCUCAAGUGGGAAUCAGUCAUGUGGCCUUCGUAACUCUUCUUUGGCUAAUUUUAAGGUGGAAACUGCAGAAUCAUAUUUAGGUACUGUGGAAAAAGCUGGGAUCUUGAUUAAUAUGCAGGAGCGGAAGGAAAAAGUCUUACAUGCCUCUACUGUAUUGGCUCAAGGUGUUGGUGGCGAUUUCAUUGCGCCUGAUAGCUUGCUGCAGGAGGUUGUCAAUCUUGUGGAGGCACCUGUGCCCAUCCUUGGUCGAUAUGAUGAUUCCUUCUUAGAACUUCCUAAAGAUGUACUGAUUACGGUUAUGCAGAAACAUCAGAAGUAUUUUGCUGUAAUCUCCAAGUCCACUGGCGAUCUGCUACCUUAUUUUAUUGCUGUUGCCAAUGGUGCAAUUAGCAAGGAAGUUGUUCGCAAAGGGAAUGAAGCUGUUCUCAGGGCAAGGUAUGAGGAUGCCAAAUUCUUUUAUAAGAUGGAUACACAAAAGAAAUUUUCUGAAUUCCGAGGCCAGCUUAGUGGCAUUCUUUUUCAUGAAAAACUUGGGACAAUGCUCGAUAAAAUGACACGUGUCGAGAAUACCGUUGCUGAAUUGGCCCUUAUUCUUGGAAUAAAUGAGAGAACGGUCCCAAUUAUCAAAGAUGCGGCUGCAUUGGCUAUGUCAGAUCUUGCCACUUCUAUUGUCACAGAAUUUACUUCACUUGCUGGAAUUAUGGCACGCCAUUAUGCUUUGAGAGACAGCAUCCCUGAAGAGAUUGCAGAAGCACUAUUUGAGAUAACACUCCCUCGGUCUUCGGGUGAUGUGUUUCCAAGAACAGAUGCUGGUAUAGUUCUUGCGGUUGCUGAUAGAUUGGAUAGCCUAGUUGGAUUGUUUGGAGCUGGAUGCCAGCCAAGUUCUACCAAUGAUCCAUUUGGACUUCGAAGGGUCUCUUAUGGAUUGGUCCAAAUAUUAGUUGAGAACAAAAAGAGCUUUGACCUCAGACGAGCUCUCACCUUAUUGGCAGGGGUGCAACCCAUAGCAAUAGAGAGUGAUGUUAUAGAUGAGGCAGUACAGUUCGUCACAAGGAGACUGGAACAGCUUCUGGUGGAUGAGGGAAUUAACUGCGAGAUAGUCCGAUCAGUGCUUAUGGAGCGUGCAAACUGCCCUUAUCUAGCAGCACAAACAGCGACCGAAAUGGAAGCAUUUUCGAGAACAGAAACAUUUCAAAAAAUCGUUGAAGCGUAUUCAAGGCCAACAAGGAUCAUCCGUGGAAAAGAAAUUGAGUCUGCUUUGGAGGUUGACCCACACGUAUUUGAGAAAGAUGAAGAGAAAGUUUUGUGGAGCGCCUACUUGGAGGUUGCUGAUAAGAUCCAUCCUGGUGUUGAUAUUAAGACCUUUGUGGAUGCUUCUCUUAUCCUGAUACAACCCCUAGAAGAUUUCUUCAAUAGUGUCUUCGUGAUGGCGGAAGACGAGAGAGUUCGCAACAACCGGCUAACGUUGCUGAGGAAGAUUGAGAGUUUGCCCAAGGGGAUUGCGGACCUGUCAGUUUUACCUGGGUUUUAAGCUGCCUAUUCCAGCCAGGGGGUGUGAGCAAUAGCCGUAGCGGAGAGAUGAUUUUGAUUUUACAAGUAUUUCUGAUUAAAGGAAAAAAAAACGUCGUCGCAGUAGGGCACGGCAAUCCCAGUAAACGCUGUACUUGUAAUUCUGAUUAAUACAGUCAACAAACGGAAUCAUAUCUCAAAUCUUGUGUCGACAAACAAUACAGACCUAAAAAAAGAGAAAAAGGUUACAGCAUCCACCUGUAAGUUAUCAGGGUUAUUGCAAAAUCAGUCUACAAAGCUCGUCAAAUGUGCCCUCACAUACCUACCUAGCUAGAUAUUAAUUGUACAUGACAAUUAGUGAGUUGUCUCUCCCUUAGGUUCAGAUAGAUACUUAUCUGCGUAGUGUAGAAGCCGCCGCAUCCUUAGGACCAUGUCACAGUGAAAGGGCAGUGCUGUGCGCCUUUCUGUGUACACCGGGCUUACUGUCAACCAAGACAGAGAGUGAAGCUCCGCGGCCACAGCUUCCAGCACACUAUGCAUCUCCAUCUCACACUCACGACCUGUUGUCUCCUGACUCAAGUUCCUUGCCUGUUUGCUGCCGCCGCCGCCGCCUCGGCUCAUCUUCUCUUGAACAGUCCCACUGCUGCCUCCAUAGUGAUCGAUGAUGCUGACUGAGAGAACAGAGGGCUGUUCAUCCUUGGUGAGUUGUGCAGAGUCCCUCCUAACAGGUGGGACGGCUUUCGAGACGACAUAGCCCAUCGCUAAAGGAAUCGCAGUCCCUUUGCUGUGCAGUAGAUGGGCAAGCGGCGGUGACUCCGAUGUGAGGCAUGUCGGGAGCUGUAAUGUUGCAGGAGAGAGGUAUCUCAUACUUGGCGAAGGAACUAGAAGGUACGAGUGUGACGCUGACAUUGACCCAAUGGACUUCACUGGAGUGAAACCUUCCAGGUGCUUACCAGCUGAAGCAGGUCUGCUCAGUAGAUCUGCUUGGCAUGUGAGAUGCAACGAAUGAUCUUGGGAAACUGCAACCAAACUGAUGCUACGAACUAAGUGCAGUGAUCCCCUUGAAGUGUCCAUUCCACUUUGUUCCACAAGGAUCUGUUUUUUGUUGCCAGAUUGUCCAAGUGCACCUUUCAUGAAGCUUGAUUUUGGAUGAGGGCUAUACAGAGGGUUUGGUGAGGAAGGCAUGUUUCUAUCUUGAAUUAAGGCCAUGUCUUGCUGCUGCUGCUGCUGGAGCGUAGGACCAUUUGAACUAGGUGGAAUACCCUCAGGUAUGGAUCGCCGUAACUGCACAGGCCACUUCUUCACUUCAUUGCCACCAUAAGAGUAUAUUGCCUUCUGCCAUUCUGCGGACAAAACAUAUUAGAUCAUCGCGUUAGUCUCGAAACAGAAGGUAUCUCAGUUCCUGAUAAAAACAAGUGAGUACCUUGGAUUUCAAGCUCAAGGAAACCUCCGAUACGAGUUAUUAUGACAUCUCGUGGUCUCAUAUUGCUAGCCUCAGGUGAAGACGACAUUAUUUGACAGCCUUGCUGUAGAAUUUGGAUGAAAAGGCUUUGGAGAACUUUAGUGUCUUGGCGGCUACUAAUACCACCAAAAGGAAAUAUUAAGCUGUCCAAUAAUUCUCCUCUAGCAUCUGUCCAAAUGCACACUAGCCAUCGCCAGUCCUCAGUCCAACCAUAACAGCAAUGAAGACUUGCUGCACUGUCACUCUCAGAUACGUCGAGUAGAGGGCUCACUCCACUAUCAGAGUUACUUCCUGAAAUUGAGCCAUAUACCCUGCUGCCAGAUGCAUCUGCUCCAGAUUUUGAUGGUUCCAUUAAAGCAUUAAGAUCGGCAGACCCAGGGUCUGCUAGUAUGAAAAGUGGCUCAAAGGCAUAUUUCCUAUCAUCCUGAGCACAUAAAUCAGGCAGCUUACUUGGGUCCAGAAGUCCUCCCGAACGAGCAGGCUGCCAUGAGUUAUCCCAUGUUGCCGACCUCAUGGAUGCAUCAAAAUCGGUUUCUCGAGAGAGAGUUGGCCCAGACAUUCGAGGAACUAAACAUUCCUUCCAAAGAGUAGGAGCAGGAGAUGUAACAUGCAUCAUUGUGGACUGAGAUCUACCCAAAUAAGUUGGUGACUGGAACAUAUCGCUUGUGGAGACAGCCCGUGGGAUUCGUCGUGCCUUGUUGUACACUGUGAAUGCUAUGUCCUUCAAAACAGCAAGCUCCUUGUUUGGCUUAUCCAUUCUCAGUACAGUUUCAAUAGUAACAAUCUGCAAGACGAGCUUGGGUAUACUGAACCCGGAUAGCAUAACGACAUUUGAUGCUGAUGCUUCAUCUACAGAAGCACUGCUGUUUAGGGCUUUGGCAACCUGUGAAUAUAGUAACUUUCUUUCCCUUUCCGGGGAUGAAAUAACAUACCCAAGAGCAACAGAACAUUCUACUAGCGUCUGUAGAAUUGCACAAGGUUCUGGAAAUGGGCAAACUACAUAAAUUACCUGCAUGGAUAAAGGGCUAGUGGUGUUAAAAUAGGGUGAAUAAUUUACCAUGUUGUGAAUAUCAUUUAUAUCCACUACUGUGAAUAUUAAAUGUUAAGUUACAUGAAUCAGAUCAACGGCAAAGGAACAAAAA